CAUUGGUUAUUCAGUUCAUCCAAGUGCCGCUGAACCAACAGAGCGGUUAGAGGUGCACGAUAUAUUCAGCGUAUGUGAUAAUUCUCAAUAUGCUUAAUUUUCCUACGAACAUGACCUAAAUCAUGUUAAAAAACUCUUCGGGAGACUAACUGAACGGGACCAGAUUCGGGGGAUGCGCAGCUGGAGGUGGUCCGUCUCCAGGAUCAUGCGUCUCUUCCUGCGCUGGUUCAGACUCUGUCCUCGUCGGGGACACAGAAAGCGCAGCAGAGUCCGAGACCUGUGGAAUUAUGGGAUGGUGGUGCUGAAGUCCCUCUACUACAACGUCCAGACCAAUUCAGACACGGUGCUGGACUGUAUGUUUGAGCCCAUCUACUGGCUAGUGGACAACAUGACCCGCUGGUUCGGAGUGGUGUUUGUGUGUCUGGUGAUGGCCUUGACCAGCUCAGUGGUGGUUAUCGUGUAUCUGUGUGUUCUGCCCAUCAUCUUCAGCUCAUAUCCCGUUUACUGGAUCCUCUGGCAUCUGUGUUACGGCCACUGGAAUCUGCUCAUGGUCGUCUUUCAUUACUAUAAAGCCACGACCACACAGCCUGGAUUCCCUCCGCAGGAAAAGACUGAUAUUCCGACUGUUACCAUCUGUAAAAAAUGUAUAGUUCCCAAACCAGCCCGAACUCAUCACUGCAGCAUCUGCAACAGAUGUAUUUUGAAAAUGGACCACCACUGUCCCUGGUUGAAUAACUGCGUGGGUCACUUCAACCACCGCUACUUCUUCAGUUUCUGUCUCUUCAUGACCAUGGGCUGCGUCUACUGCAGCAUCAGUGCCAAAGACAUGUUCCUGGACGCUUACAAUGCCAUUGAGUCAGGCAGGUAUAAGGGCGGAGCCUCUCAGGGGGAGGCGGUGCCAGGGGCGGGGCUUAUUUACAUCUCAUUCCAGCAUCAGAGUUCGUAUCAAACUCCUCCACCUGCCUUCACUCAUCAGGAACGAAUGGUUCACAAGAGUCUGGUUUACCUGUGGGUGCUGACCAGCUCAGUGGCAGUGGCUUUGGGUGCUCUGACGUUGUGGCACGCGAUUCUGAUCACCAGAGGAGAAACCAGCGUGGAGAGACACAUCAACCGCAAGGAGAGACGACGACUCAAACUCAGGGGGAAACUUUUCCGUAACCCGUACCAUCAUGGAAGAAUCAACAACUGGAGGAUAUUUUUCGGUGUGGAAAAAGGAAGUGAUUGGCUGUGGCGUGUCCUCCUGCCCUCAACUCAUCCUCCUCUUGGAGAUGGCCUGACAUGGGACUGUCCUGCUUACAAGAGCAGCACCACCGCCAUAUGAACACACACACACACACACUCAAAUGAGGAGCUUUAUAUCAAGUGUGUGUUUCUGCUGCAGUGUGAGAUGCUGUGUUUUUUCUAGAUGUGCCGAGUUCCUCGUCGUACUUGGUGCCAAAGGUUUUUGACAGUGACAUCUGUGGAAUAUUUCCAUCUUUUAUAUAACUUAAAGACUGAUGAUCAUCAUCAUCAUUUAUCUUUGAGCGCUGUGUUUUUAACAAACUCCUGUCUUCACUUCCUAUCUGAAUGUCCAAACAUUUCCAGAGUGGUCCGCGCGUUGCAUUUUGUUAUGUUUUAUAUUUGAAAAUUUUAUAUUGUUAUUAUUUUUGUUUAUGAAACAGGUCUAGAUGUACAGAAGCUGUGACUGUGGGGUCCAGAAGUCAGAGACUAUGGAGGAAAAAAGCUACAUAUUGGAUAUUUCAUAAUGAUUUUUCAAUUUAAUUACUGUAUAAAUGACAUUACAUGCGUGAUGAUGAAUUAAAAUUUCAGAAUUAAAAAAAAAAAAAGUAAUAUCAUGGUCAAAAUUGGUAUAAAAUGUUAUUAUUUAUACAUUUAUUAAGUUUAUUUAUUAUAUUUUAGACGAACUUUUGCAAUUAAGCCAUUCAUUAAUUUUAUUUUGGAGAUUCGCUUAUUUGCAACUAAACCUGAACUAAUGUGUCAUGAUACUGGAACUCAAUACCAAUCAUACUUCCAUAUCCAACUAACAUUAGGGCUCGUUCUUAAACAGAGCUGAGUUACCAUUGUGUUCACAUGCUCAACAGAAAUGACUGUGAUUGGCUGAAUAAGUCAUCAGUUCACCGAACUCACCGCUAAACGCGAGCGUGGAACCUGGUGUACGCAAAGUUGUGCGUACGCAGCGUUGAUACAUGAAGCCCCCGCUGAUCUUCUCGCCUUUAAAACGCUCCAAUGUUCCUGUAUCUGUGGCUACACUCAGUAAACAGUAAUGAGUUCGAUGAACUGAUGACCUUUACAGCCAAUCACAGUCAUUUCUGUUGAGCAUGUGAACACAAUGACAAAUCAGCGCUGUUUAAGAACUGAACUCCAGUCUCAUGACAACAACUGAUAAUUUCCUGACAACAUUUUUACUAAGUGUUAAAAGUCCUGAGACUUUUGGAUCCCUGGUAAACAAGCAAGUGACCAAUGUUUUGUGUGUGCGUGUUUUCAGGAUUUAAGACCUUUUUUUUUAUUGUAUGACACGUUGCUGUAAAUAUGUGAAUCGUUUGUAACAUCAUCUAUCAAUGCCAGCUCAGCAAACACUGUACAGAUGAACUGCUGGGAUUUAAAAAACAGCAAUAAAACAAGUUUCUAGUUGGA
This is a messenger RNA of Danio rerio (zebrafish), 2634 nucleotides long. NCBI's taxonomy places the organism in Eukaryota, Metazoa, Chordata, Actinopteri, Cypriniformes, Danionidae. The record is from RefSeq and is a predicted model, not a curated record.